Porites evermanni is the source of this 6919-nucleotide messenger RNA. The record is from the annotation of a GenBank genome assembly. Lineage: Eukaryota; Metazoa; Cnidaria; Anthozoa; Scleractinia; Poritidae.
UGGAAACAAAAUGGCGGUCUCCAGCGUUCGGAGUCGUCGUGCUCUGAAAUUUCUGUUUAAUUCCUGGAGAAAAUCAGAGGGAAGGCGGUUUGUUUCAGCAGGUAAUGUUUAAUAACCUGAACGUACUCGGGUCUUUCCAUAGCUCCUAGUCAAUUACUAAGCGUAUAAACUACUGAAGGUCGUUUAGAGACUGCAAGCUCAUUUCGAUUUGAGCGCGCGGCUGCUUCUUAAAUCUGUUAAUAGUCCCAAAAAGUGAUAAAACCAAAACGUAAAUAUGAAAAAUUGGUAUAAUAGCCCUUCUUCUGUUGUUCGCAACCCUUCGCUUCUCAUUUCCUAGCCUGCGUAGCAAGCGUUUGCGCGAAAGUUAGAGCGGGAGCAAAAAGAAAAAAGGGGGGGGAGGGGGGGGGGGAAGAGGAUGGGAGAAGAGGAAACGCUUGCCCGCAAACCCCACGAUUCUGAAAAACGCCCCUUGAUAUUUCACGGUUCGGUUCAUUUGUAAAUUGGCAGCUCAUCAAGAUAGAUAACGAACAGAUUACCAGAUUUGAAAAAUUUACCUUGUUCUGUAAAACACGCUGCAUGCAGUUGCACUAAAAUGAAAAGAAGCUUUACAAUAAAAGAAGGUUGAAACUUUAAGUGAUUGCUUCGGAAUUUCUUGUUCUUCAUAGUUAAGUUAAAUUUUGAAUGUUAUAUGUGGCUUUAUCUCAUCAGAAACCUUGUCAAAACGUUGCAAAGAACAAUUCACUCCGCCGGCUAUGAGUUUUGCAGAGUGGCUACUCUCCAUAGGCCCGUAAGCGUCGCAAAGUUCUCUACAAUGCAUGCUUAAUUUCCAAUAAACAAAGAGAAUCUUUUCAUUUCAAAAAGUUGACAAAUCACUUGUCCAUGGCGGCUCUAGCUAGUACUGAUGUUCUGAUUUACAUUGAUGUUAUCUCCAACAAACAGUCCAUUUUUUCCAGUCAGAUAUGCAUGCCAUCAUACUCCCAAUAAAUUGGCCUUCACUAGUCUCCACUGCUCGAUCUCCAAUUAUACUUUGAAGGGACUCAGUUCUGAUCAUGAUAAACCUUUGCAGACACGAUUCAAAUAAAUAUCACACCUAAGCAUUAAUUUUGUAAUCUACGACCUCAAAUCAGAUCAGAGCAGAUCUGCCACGCACGUAAACAAAACCUACCUGCUUUGAUUGAUGUAUUGACAGCUAUUUAAUCAACACUACCAGCACUGCACCAAUCAGUAGCUGCAUCUUUUGCAUCAAUCUCUCUAAGCUUUCUUCACAAAAUAAAGCAGUUUCCACGGUCCCCGCUAGGAACGCCUGGGACCAUGAUCUCCCUUUUGACAUGCACACAUGAAAAAAAAAAAAAAGAAAAGAAAUGCUUGCAUUCGCCCUCUUUUCAACCAAUCCCCUAAACCUUCUUCACAAAAAAAAGCAAGUUACACCGGCUCCGCUAAGGAAGGCUGGGGCCAUAAACUCCCUUUUUACAAAGAAAAAAGAAAAAAAAAAAAAAGAAAAGAAAUGCUUGCAUUUUGAGAGUCUUACAGCUAAAGCAAGUGAGACUUAUUAAAAAAACAAACAAACAAACAAACAAACAACUAAAAGAGGGGAAAAAAGGUUCUUUGGCCAGGAGUUGAACCCUGGACCACCUACUUGCGACAUUAUUGCCUAGACUACUGUGCCACAUCACCAAAUGUUAAAUGGCAUUGUUAAGUUAUUAUCUUUGAAGCUUUUUCCUGUGAAAUUCUGCCUGUAGACACUGUUUAAAACUGCUGGAGCUGUAUAUAUUUAUCAUGCACAACCGAUGAUGUUACUGUGACUACCAACUGGAAGUCAAGAUGUAUAAAUAUAUAUAAAGCCGACUUGUGUUUCUGUCUCACUUUGUGAUCCACACAUAUUCAAUGCACGAUGCCAACUUUGACAAAACUAUUAACUUGUUUUUCACUAUUGUUCAUUAUGUCAUGAAAUAUCUGUAUGAUAGGCUGUUAAAUUAUUGUACAGGUCAUGAGAAUUAAGAAGUUGUCGUUUUAAAAGAUGAAACGACAGUUGUGGCUGUUAGGCAAAUAUUUGUUGUCCUUAAUGGUGUUUAGCAAAAAAACAGAUUCGAGAAUAUGCUGUUUUGAUAAUUGUGAACUUUAAACAUUUUAACCUAGGUAGAAAUGGCUGCUCUAGUUAGCUUACAAUUGUCGGUGGGAAGUCAAAGGUGGUACCACCAAGAAACAAAUUCAGGUAGUGGUUGGAGCAAGACUCAAACUUGAGACCUCCAGUUUGUGGGUCCAAAUCAGUGUUUCAACCACUCGGCCAUACAUUGCUUCCUUCUAUCUACAUGGACCUGCUAUCCCUGAUUAUUACUGAUAAUUUAACAUUCUCUCUUCUCUUCAACUAGGAUUUGAACUUGAUGAUAUGAUCAAUGAUAGUAUCCAUUCUUCAAAGGAGGAUGUUGAACCCUACAGUUUUCAGCUCUAUGAGUCCCAUAUUCCUACAUCUGCAAUGCAGAAGCUGUUGCUAACCGCAGGAUCUGCACUAAUGGCAUUGUAUAAUCCUACCAGGGCUGGUGAGGGCUCUUUAUAGUGCUUUGAUAAACUUAUCUUAUGUUUAUAUUUUAAAAGCACCAGUGUUAAAAUUAUUUUAUGUUAUUGUAUAUAAGAAGGCUUGUUUUGUCUGAUUACUUGUCUUUGCCAAGAAGUGGGUGGAAUAAACUAGGUGUCAUUAACAUGUGAGACGAGUUUGUAAUUUUCCCAGUAAAUCUUACCAGCUUAUGCCGUUGUAGGGAAAGAAACCCUAACUUUUCAGAAAUUCAAAAUACAGUCAAACCUCAGUUAACUGGACCUUGAUUCCCCAAACUUCUUGGUCAUCUGGACUAUUUCUCUGGUGCCAAAUUUUUUCGUGAAUUGCAAGAGUGACCAGUGUCAAGUCUGAAUUUGAAUUUUUCUCAAAUGUUGACAACUGUCUUGCUUAAAAGAGGAAGGGCAAUGGAUAUAUGUAUCUCUUGGAGCCAUGUAUAAAUCAAAGUGCUCCAGUUUGGUGUAGUGGUCAUGCUUAUUAUUUUUUUUUUUGUGAACAGAUAUGGUGGCCACUCUUGGAGAGACAACAGGGCUGUUAGCACUAAAGAAAAUGCACCAUAGAAUGGGUCAAGAUCCUGUGGGACAACAGAUUUUAGAGUAGGUAUUUAAUCUACCAUUGACGGUUUGACUCAUUCACUCAUUCACCCCUUAACUGCCAGUAACCACAUCCUUUGUGGCGGAUCCACAUCCCUUGAUGUUAUCAGUUUUAAUGAUCAUUGACAAUUUUGACAUCUAACUUAUGCAGGAGGAAGAAAUCUUUUAAACUAUACCCAAAUGAGCAUGAUUUAGUCAAACAGGCUAGAGAAAUAUGCAAGAAACCAUACAAAGUUGAGCAGAAAUUCCAAUGAAACUCUUGCUCCACUACCUACUUUCACUUUAUUUAAUCUAACCCUACUACAUCCUAAAAGUUUUACCAAAAACUUUCCCCACCAAAAUGAACUCUAGGAAAUGCCCAGCAAAGAAAAAAACAAACAGAAGAAAAAACAAACAAACAAACAAGGAAAAACAAUAAAAUAACUAAAUUGGGAAGAAAAAAGGUCGAACUUGAGUGGGCGGCUGUGUCACUUUUAAACACAAAAACUAUCUUGAGAAAUUUGCUUUUUGUGCACCCCUGAACUAAUAGGAAAGUAAUAUAUUCCAUUUUUAAAAAAUGACAAAAUGUUCCUUUCAUGAGGUGUGGAUACCAACAAUCAACAGUCACUUGGUACCUUGACAGGCCUCUGCCAGAAGAGUAACUUUAAGAUUUAACCCACAGCGUGCAAAGAAAGUAGUUAACAAUUUAUUAUUCCUCGAGCCUGAAUGGGCUCUAAGUCAAUAGCCCAUGAGGCCGAAGGCUGAAUGGGCUACUGACUCAGAGGUCAUGAGGGCAGGAGGAAUAAUUAUUGUUUUAAUAAAAUCCAACUAGUUGGUUAAAAAUAUCGAGACAACACGACUUUAGCCAGUUAAAGCUAGACUUAAAGCCUUUUUUUACCGCCAAAAAGCCGGCGCUUUGCACUACCAGUGGGCUAUAACAUAUAGCCUAGUAGUAGCUCAACCAAUAAGAACGCAGCAUUGAUAAUAAUUGAUUUGACUAAUGUCCGAUAGCCCGGGGCUUGUGGAUUUUGCUAUUGGGCUUGUGAAUUCUGUUAUUAACUUGCCCGAUGGGCAAGUGAAGUUUUUUUAGGAAUUCAAAUCACAGAAGAACUGUGAAAUCAAUUUGCUCAUAAAAAACGUUUUUGGGGCUAGUUGAAAUGAUGUUUGGGCUACUAAAUGUUAGCUUCAGCUUGCCCAAAUGGCAAGCUGUAAAGAUGACUUUCUUUACACCCUGACCCACCAGUUAUUCCUGGCUUAGAUUGCAAACAGGUAUUAUUUUUGCAUUGGUUAAGAAUGCAAGAAAGCUAGAGAUGUUAAAUGUAGUAUUAAUAUAUACCUGAGGUAUUAUGUCAUGAAUCUGUCAUCCAUACUGUGUAUUUUUUAUCUUUUAGAGAACGUCCACGCUUAAAUUCAUCCACAGUAGACUUUAAUAAACUCCGGCAGCUUCCAGAUGGAUUGUUUGGGAGGGAAUAUGUCAGAGGAAUGGAUAUAAAUGUGAGCUUGUUUGCUGUUCAUUAAGAUUUAAAAGAUGGGUUGUCAGGGUUUGCAUGGUCUUGAAAAGUUCUUGAUGUCCACAUGGACUGCAUAUAUGUGUUGUAGGUAAAAAAUAAAGUGAGUAUUUGGGGCUAGAAGACAAAGGAAACUCAGAAUCAAACUCAGUUGAAAUCAUUUUAACCUGAAUUAUAUUUUGACCUACAACAAACGUAACAUGUGAAGACAAAGGGUGAAUCCCUUGCAAACAUCACAUGACCUCUACUCGGAAAACAAAACAUAUUAGCUAAUUUUUGAUACCCUUAUGGCCCAGUUUGGUGAAAAGAAAAAAUUAGGUUGAUAUACAGUGUAGGUUAUCACCAAAAUAGAAGUCCCUAGUGUACACCAUCUCAUUUUAAAUAAUUAUGGUGGAACCCCAACAACUUGAACUCAGAUAACUUUAACUCCCUGCUAACUGGAACUAAGUCCAAUUUCCCUUGGAUUUCACCCCACUUUUCAGUCUUUUUUACUCGGUUAAUUCAAGCUCGGAUAACUCGAAUUCCCCACUAACUCGAACUUAAUUUCCUUUCCCUUGAUCAAAAAGUCACUGAAAUUUACUGUGAUAACACGAAUUCUGGUUCUUUUAACUCCACUUGGAUGCCAUCGCAUUAGCUCUUCUUGUUGUGUAAGGGUAAAAACACUAAAAUUAACACUGGGCAACACCAAAGUAAUUUGAUUUAAUAUUGCUGAAGCGAGCAGAUCAUGUUUUAUCAUUAGAAAUGCCUUAUCAUGCUACUGUUUCUGAUGAAAUAAGUUAAAUUUGCACUGCACUACACACUGAAGUACUGAAAAUCAGUACCAUUAAUUUUUACUAAACAGGACAAAUUUAAUUUUGCAAUCGACCCUAAUAACUCUAACCCCCCACUAACUCGAACUGUUCUUUUCCCUUCAGAGUUCAUGUUAUUGGGUUUCUACUCUAAAAUACAGCAUUUCUUUCUUAUUAAAAGCUUGGCUUACUGAACCUGUCUGUCUCUCUCUAUUUAGAAACUUUCUCCUGAUAGAGAUGAGGUAAGAAGAAACUAUUUUUUUGUAAAAUAACUAUAGUUUAAUAUAAUUUGAUUGAAACUAAGAAUAUCAUGGGAGUCAUGUCCAAGAAAAACGUUUUCUGAUGCAUUUGUAUAAUGGCACAGGACCUAUACAGUGCCAUGAAACAUAUUUUUCGGUACAAAUUUGGUAAUGGUUCAUAAAUCUAAAGUUUCUGUACCUUAGUCAGAGUUUUCAGUUUAAACACUAUUAAGGUUGUACUCACAUUUGUGCCAUACUCCAAGCACAAAGAAAAAUAUUUUGAGAACCAGCAUAGAAUAAGCACAGGCACGAGCACUCAUUUAAAGUACAUUUUUUCCUUUUCUUGUGUAGCAAAAAAAGGAGGGGGUUUAGGAGGAAUACCCUAUUGAGGAUUAAAAUUCCAUGCUGCUUUGUGAUUUAUGCACCCUUGUUUCCAGUUUGUUAAAUAUUAAGUAUAUGAACAAAUGCUCGGAAAAAAUCCAGGCCCUCCCAGCAGGAAUGGAACUCACAAUCUUUCAGUUAACUGUUUGGUGCUUGAAGUACUGAUCUGUAGGUGACUCAUGUAGAGCGCAGGUUGUACGCUUUGGGUAGUCACAGGGCUUUUUAUCUUGCGAGUACUACUGGACACUAUUCAAAGCAACAAGUUAAAUUACCUGCAUCUCACAAGCAGAUGAAGUAAGAUAGUGUUGUGUACACUUUGAACCAACCAACCGCCCAAGUGUAAUGAAACUAAAGUAGUGAUAAGUAAUGAAAAUAAUCUGAGGCCGUGUGGUAGCAAUUGAACCCACAACAGUCCAGUUACCAGUUGGAUGCUCUAACCACUGAGCGGUAAGACUGUCUCAUAUGGUGAAGGCUUGAUUGAACAUGCGAGAAUUUCUUCAUGUACUUAAUAUCUAUGCAUUUCAGUCUCAUUGCACUUGGGUAAAAUUUGAUAAAGGCACACUCUUGAUUUUUUAGAUGAGAUAAACAAAUUUCUCAGUCCAGUGUAGAAGGGCUGUAACUCUACAUGUAGUAUGGACUUGCAUCCAUCCAGGAUAAGUGGCAGUGCUGUGUGUGACUCAUAGCUGCCGUUCUAAUGAGAUAUCUGACUAACAACUUUUACCCAAAGGUAGAAAUUUAAGAUAUCUUUUGGUCCUUUAUUUAGGUGAAGUUUAUAGAUGACUCUGAUCUCGCUUAUGUAAUGCAGCGGUACAGGGAGGUUCACGAUUUUGUCCACACUCUGGCUGGCUUAUCAAUAAGGUUUGAGCACAAAAUAAGCUUUUAA